Cylicocyclus nassatus is the source of this 786-nucleotide messenger RNA. The record is from the annotation of a GenBank genome assembly. Lineage: Eukaryota; Metazoa; Nematoda; Chromadorea; Rhabditida; Strongylidae.
AUGGUGUCGCCACGUCCAAUGUUUUCCGCACGCCAAUUGUGCACAGAUGUUACAAGAAGCAAUAAGCUUGAAUCUGCAAUCCCUGUUCUUAAUCGACCCAUAUCUUCGCGAAAAAAUAAGGACAAGUACACAGCAGCGCCUAGAAGGAGCGUUGCCCUUAGCUUUGACAGCUUUUGCGCAAAUUCGUCAGUUGAUCAGUUUGAAACAGUAGUGGAAUUGACCGAAGUCCCAGAAAAUAUCACCGAUACCAUUGAAUUAGAGAAUCCCGACACUGUAGCUGACGAAUUCGGUCAAUCUCCGCUCUAUUUCAAAAUUGGUUACUUUUCUUUGAUUGGGCUUUUGAGAACACACGUGCUUCUUGAGAACUAUCAUCAAACAUUGAAGACCGUUGCCAACGUGAACUUCGACGCUAAGGUUGGUGUUUUCCAUGUGUUCACUUCAUUUAACCUUGUUGUUUGUGCUGCUACGCUAUAUCGUUGUGGCGAACUCUGGAGAUUCGCGAGCAGUUCUAUGCCGGAUGGAAUUGCCAUUGAUCUGUCACUAGACCAAAAACCAGAGGAUGACAUUGAACGAACGCGUAUUGUCAAUGCUGGCGGAUUUGUGAAUGAGGAUGGACGAGUCAUUGGUGGACUGAAUUUAUCGCGAGCAUUUGGUGAUCAUAGCUAUAAGAAGAAUACAGAUCUGUCAUUACGGGAUCAGAGGAUCACUGCUCUACCCGAUGUAAAAGUGGAAGCUUUGCAACCUAACGACGAGUUCCUCGUCAUAGCCUAUGAUGGGAUUUGGUGA